GCUGCCGGAAACACGUAACGUUGCUGCGCUCCGCCCCGCGUCGCGUCACACGCCACGCCGCAGUGAGAUGAGCCACGCGCGCUCCUAGGCCAGCCACGCCCGCAGCUGCGCUACACGCCACAGCCAGCAACAGCUGUUGCAGCAUGGUGCUGGUGCUGAGCGGGGUGCUGCAGGACGAGCCACCGCCAGAUACGCGGUCACUGCUGCAGGCACACCCCAUCUACAAGGACUCGGCCCAGCAGUUCGUCGCCAUCCCCAACAAGGUUGUGGGCCCCGCCGGACUGCUCUACGUGCGCCAGCGCGAGCUCGCCGUCACGGUACCACACGACAAAAAUGUGACUAUCUUGGGGUCUGAUGAUGCUACAACAUGCAUCAUUGUUGUGCUGAGACAUUCAGGUUCAGGUGCUGUGGCCCUAGCUCAUCUGGAUGGAGCAGGAACAGAGGAAUGUGCUGCCACUAUGGUGCAGCGAGUCCAGGAAGUCGGCAUGGGCUUUGCAGAGGGCAGGCUCGAACUGCAGCUCGUUGGUGGAUUCUCUGACAGCCGACACUACUCUGAAGACUUAUUUUACAAUAUCAUGCAUGCAUUUCACCGGCAGCCAGUGGAGAUAGACCUGACACUGGCAUGUGUGGGGGAACUUAAUACAACCAUCAGAAGUGGCAUACACUGGCCUAUAGUGUAUGGUGUUGGUGUUAUCACAAAGACUGGUGAACUGUUCCCAGCAACUUUUCCAGACAAGGGCCCUGACCUAGCUCUGCGGAUUGCCAGGCAUCUGAGGGGUGGCCAGCAGGUGCUGGAUAUUUAUGACUCCAAUCUGGGUCUGUUAAGAAUUGGACCAUUCAAUUAUGACCCUCUGCGUGGAGUUGACUUGUGGCUCGAACAACCAGAUGAACUUAUACUGCAACAUUUAAGCACAUCACCUGAAGUAGAGCCACCACACUUUGUAAUGCAGAUACGUGCAACACUGAAGUACAUCCAAGAGCAUCCCUUCCCAGCAAUCACGGUGUUCAGGGACAAUAGGCCACGGUACUACCGACGGGACGAGAACACGGGACAGUGGGUGCCGAUACGCUACUGAUUGCUGGCAAAAGUCAGCAAUGGUGCCCAUUUCUGAAACUCACCUCAAAUGGUGGGACAGCAAGUAAAGUGAAUCACUUGUGCUUCUGACACAGUUGUAAUCUUAAUUCUAUGUCAUUAGUUUUCACUACCUUGUAAUCCUUUUCCUUUUUAUUACAAUGCUUUUUUUUAUUUUUGAGAGAUAUUUUGUGACUGUUUAUACUACUGCUGUAUAUAUUACAUAUCACUGUUAUACUUCACUGUAGUAUAGUGUCACUGUAUGAAAGCAAGGAUAGGCAUUAUUGUGAAAAGCUUUUUCAGAAUAAUUAUUGGAACAAAUGUCUGCAUGGCUGUUUAUUUCAUCAAAUUUUUUGAAAAAGAGAAAAGAAAAGAAAAAUUUGAUGAUCUCUCAUAAUCAGUAAUAGUGCUGUUACAGGUGUUAUAUGGAGAAGGUGUUUAAUGUUGAUCGCUAGUGACAGGCAUUUUUUUGUGAAAAGUUCAGGUGCCAGGAGUGAACUGUCAUUCACACAAGUUGUUAAUAUAUAUCUCCAUCACAUAAUUAAUAAGAUCCCCCAAGUUGGCUGAUUAUCUGGGUUUUGCUCCCAACUACAGCAACUAUUUUUAAAGUUUGUGUCAUUACUUUUGGAAACACUUUCCUUGUAUAACUAAGUCUUGAACAUGUGAGGGCAAUCUAGUAAAUAAAGGGCAUAUCACAAUGUUAU
Molecule: messenger RNA, 1776 nt
Organism: Schistocerca piceifrons (Central American locust)
Lineage: Eukaryota; Metazoa; Arthropoda; Insecta; Orthoptera; Acrididae
Gene: Ntan1
Product: protein N-terminal asparagine amidohydrolase
Exons: 8
Coding region: 144-1076 (310 amino acids)
Biological process (GO): ubiquitin-dependent protein catabolic process
Cellular component (GO): nucleus
Molecular function (GO): protein-N-terminal asparagine amidohydrolase activity
Source: RefSeq, a predicted model, not a curated record